This is a messenger RNA of Podospora bellae-mahoneyi, 2326 nucleotides long. RefSeq lists its product as uncharacterized. The record is from RefSeq and is a predicted model, not a curated record. Lineage: Eukaryota; Fungi; Ascomycota; Sordariomycetes; Sordariales; Podosporaceae.
CUUCAACAAUAAGACUAAUAUGUCUCUCGUGCGAGCGGGGAUUGCAUUAUCGAAGGCGGAAGAGAGAUUGAGAGAUGCUGUCGCGCAAUAUGAGAAAGACCUCAACCUCGACCAGCAGAAGACCUUGCUUGCCUACAGGCUUCGAGCACACAAAUCCCCCCCAGAUGUUAGCGACGUCAUGCGAAUUACGGCGGAGAUUGACCGCGUGUCCAAAACCAAAGUGUUUCGUGGCCGUUGUUUCGGCCCCCGGUUCACCAACAUUUUACAAGCCGUUCAACAAUUUGCAGCACUCGGAGAUGUUAUUGUUGGAGGCUUUCAGAAUCUUAUUGCUUGUGGAGUAUGGUCACUGGUACAAUUCAACUUGCUUCUGACGGCGAAUUCCUCUGCGUGUGUCGAGAGGCUCUCCAAGUUAUUGAUGGAUGCUGGCCGUGCUGCGCCACGUUAUCAAGAGAUGGCUUUGCUCUACCCGCGAUCCCGGUCGCUCCGGUCAAACAUGUGUGAAUACUUUACCGUUGUCGUCAGUCUGUGUCACCAACUUGUGAUGUUCACGAAACAAUCUAUCUUUCAACAGUUGAAAGCCUUCUUGAGUGACCAAGAGAUGACUUCGUUUCGAAACCAGCUUGACCACUGGGCUGUCUCAGUUAAAGCGGAAGUCUGGCUCGUCACGAAUAAAAGCAUCGAAGAGCAAGGAUUGAGUUUGAAGGCCAUCAUGAGCUCAGGAAAGACUCGUCGAGCAGAGAAAGCAAAGUUCAAAGUCCUCAACUAUUGUUCGACUUAUGAUUAUCAGUCCACUUGGAAAGAGCUACGAAAAGCGGGCAACACAAGUCUUCUUCAAGGCAGCGCGGAGUAUCACAGCUGGAAAACCGCACGACAGUCUGCAACCCUAAUAUGCCAGGGAAAACUAGGAUCUGGAAAGUCAGUUCUGCUGGCCAAUAUGGAUGCAGAUCUAGGCCUACACGUUGGCAGUGCGAAGUGUUCUAUCGUCUAUUUCUUCUGGCGACACAAUAUAGACGAAAGCUUGAAAACUCAAACGAUUAUCGGAUCAAUCGUUCGACAGCUUCUGACCCGUGUCGCCGACUUUACCGAGAUUGAGCGCCAGAGAGUUGAAGAUUACUGGCCAAGAUCGAGUUCAGCCGUUGACGAGGGAUAUCGAAUGCUUCAGGACUGUCUCCCGGCAGGCUUGGAAGCCUUUAUAAUCCUCGACGGUUUGGACGAAUGCACCGAGAAAGAGAAGGCCACUGUCUACGACCAACUACAGACACUUCAGAAGAGAUUUACUUUGCCUUUGAAUCUGCACCGACUCUCCGUUCGCAACAAUGCUGCUGAUAUCGCCAACUUCAUAGAUGACGAGUUGGAAAGGCUCAUCAAGUCGAGCAGGCUGAGGUUAACAGAUUCCACCCUAAGAUUGCCGAUGCUCUCUUGGAAGGCGCACAGGGGAUGUUUCUUUGGGUGGCACUCCAGAUCUCAGCUUUAUGCCAACAAGAGAAUCAGACAGAUGCCGACAUCCGUCGCGGCUUUGAAAAAUCUACCCAAGGACCUCAACGAGACAUUCUCGCGAAUCCUUAGAAACGCAACGGAAAACAGCAAGGGUUAUCAAAACCAGGUGCUCAAAGUUUUAACAACGGUAUACCGACCUUUGACGGCAGAGGAGCUUCGAGAUGCUCUAAGUUUUGUACCUGGAAACCGCGUUUGGAAUUCGGAAGAGCUCAUCAGCGAUAUCUAUGCCGUACUAGCAAGUUGUGGGAGUCUCGUUAUGUUUUUGUUUGGCGAAUACAAAGGUGCAGCACGACCAAUCAUUACACGAGAAGGGGCGGAAACAGCAGUGGGCGAGAUUGUUAUAACAUAUCUUUCUUAUGAUGUGUUCGAGAGUUCUAUCUCGGUCAGGGUUGCACCCCAGAUACCAGCCGCACCAGCAAAUAUCAUCCGGACAAUGGAAAUUCCACUCAAAGUCCGUGAUACUGCACUACGAAAACAGCCUGGAUUUGAUAUGGGCCAAGUCCUUUUCGCCACUAGUCAACAGUCAUCAACAUAUGUAGAAAAAUGGCCAUUCUACGGCUAUGCGAAAGAAAACUGGGAACGCCACUCAAGAGACAUUGAAACAAACAACUUGGAAAUGAUGCGACUCUUGAUCUCGGUUGCGCAUAAGCAAGUAAUUCUCGAGGAGAACGACACGUUGGUACGAUGGGCCAUAAGACACAAGCACAAUCCCGUCGCCCAGACCGCCACCGAUGAAAGGAAAUUCACCGAGUCCCUCAUGCAAUCUAUUGUCCACGGAGACAGCGAUUCUGCGAUGAAACUUUGUUGGCGAAAUUCCAUGGCGUUAUGA